Molecule: messenger RNA, 6130 nt
Organism: Rhipicephalus sanguineus (brown dog tick)
Lineage: Eukaryota; Metazoa; Arthropoda; Arachnida; Ixodida; Ixodidae
Exons: 11
Coding region: 3725-4816 (363 amino acids)
Source: RefSeq, a predicted model, not a curated record
UGUUGAAGUGAUGUUUUCCAGCCGCAGCGGGUAUGUUAGGCUUAGCUUCGGUGCAGUGUAAUGUCGCGAGGUAGCCAGACGUAGUUUGAGUUCGUGUUGUCGUCGUCAGGGGCUGACAGUAAUCGCCGUUCUACAUUGUGGGAAACCUACUUAACGUGAGAGCGUGCGUAGUUCAAUCUGCGCUUUGAUGUUGUUUUUAAAGAUGUUUUCCACCCGCGUUGGCCAUUGUAAGCUUAGUUGAGUUGCCGUGAUUGCGGUCGCUAGUUAUUCCGUUGUGGAGCUGUUUGUGUUCGUAUUGCUCGAUGGUGUCGUAAGGCAUCCACGUGUGGUAAAACUCCGUUCUCCAUCGCGUGAACUCGUCGAACGAGAUGUACGUACAUCACGGUUUAAAGUUUUCUCUGUGAAAGCGAAGUACCGUAUUCACUCUGUCGUAACGCGACUGCGAUUUUAGGCCUAGUUUCGUUGCAGUGAUCGUAGUCGCGCCGUGCCGCUGUACCAGAAGUACUUUGUGUUUCUUGGUAUGGUAUCGUGAGGCAUCCACCGAAGGCAUAUUCUGCGAUAUUUUGGCUUUGUCGAAACUGAUGAGAGGUCAUGCCGUUCGUCUAGCAACGUGAAGUGCUCUUUCGCCAGAGUAGGCUGUCUUCUUGUACUUCGUUCAAAUAUGAACACAAGUCGAGAUGCCGUCAAGAGCAGAGUUCGCCGUGAGGUUGAUGCUUUGUUCGAGACGUUUGGUCAUCCCGACGAGGCGUGCGGCAGCUCACAGCCCAGUAAGCGUGCGCGGCAGGUUAGAGACAUUCAGUCGAAUUCACAAACCAGUUGUCCAAGAAGCGAGUCGCCUAACUCCGGCACUCUAAGUGCGACGCCUGAGUGCAGUGACGCGGCUAGAGGCGAUACUGCAGGAUGUUCUGAUUCCGCAGAAAGCAUUUCAGAUAGUUCAGGGAGCAGUGCGGAGGAUUUCUGUGAUUGGAGUUCACCUGAACACCGUGACGAUUUGUCAGGGUUCUUGCCUAACGAAGACUGUGCCAGCGCGCAGGAAGCCACUGGACGUGCACCAGAUGAAAGUAGUAGCGGUGAUUUCAAAGCUUUGCUUGCUCAGUGGGCCUUGGAGCAUAAUAUUGCCCAUAGGUCUCUGACACCUCUACUAGGUAUCUUAAGAACCCAUGGGUGCUUCCAGAGUCUUCCAAAGGAUGCUAGGACUUUACUGAAGACUCCUCGUAACACAGCUGACGUAGCGGGUGUUUCAGAGUUACCUCCUGGUUUAUAUUGCCAUUAUGGACUUCGGAGAGGUUUGGAGAGAGUUCUUGCUUGCUUGGAUGGCUGCCCACAACUCGUCAGCUUGAACUUCAACAUUGAUGGCAUUCCUCUCUCAAAGAGUUCGAGACAGCAGCUGUGGCCUAUUCAGUGCCUAGUACUCUCUUGUGGUUCUGUCCUGUCAGAAAGGCCGUUUAUUGUGGGUGCAUUUUUUGGGCCAUCAAAGCCAAGCUGUGCAAACAUGUUCCUAAGGCCUUUCGUUGAUGAUCUGAAGGAUGUUCUUGUUGAGGGAGUUUUAGUGAAAGGAUCUCUGGUGAGGGUAGAGGUCAGCAGCGUAAUAUGCGAUGCACCUGCACGCUCUUUCAUUUUCAAAACAAAAGGGCACAGUAGCUACAAUGGUUGCCCGAAAUGCACGGCUGAAGGUAGCUACGCAGAUAGAGUAUGCUUUUCGCCAACAGCAGGUGUUCCGAGAACAGAUCAGUCGUUUCGUCAGCAGCAAGAUCCUGACCACCACCAGGGCGUGUCUAUUUUGACCGAGCUGCCCAUUGACUGUAUUAGAAAUGUCCCUCUCGAUCCAAUGCACUUGGUAUAUUUAGGCGUGGCACGAAAGCUGGUCAAUCUUUGGCUUUCUGGCCCCCUUUCAGUGCGCCUGGGUCCCCUGGAGCGUGAGGAGAUUUCAAAGCAGAGUUUAGCUUUGCAGAAUAACGUUCCUUGUGAAUUUGCACGGAAGCCAAGGGGGCUUGAUGAAAAGGAUAGGUGGAAAGCAACAGAAUUCCGCCUCUUUCUCCACUACACAGGGCCUAUAAUUUUGAAAGAAAGCUUGUCUGAGGCUGCUUAUAAGAACUUCUUGACUUUGCAUGUGGCAACCUCCAUACUAAGCACACCUGGAUUGUGUCAGGAGCAUGGAGCAUAUGCAAACACUCUACUGGAUCAUUUUGUAAAGGGCUUCGUGGACCUUUACGGAGCCAGUAAUGUGUCCUAUAAUGUGCAUUGCCUCCUGCAUCUAGCUACUGACUGUGAGUUGUAUGGAACUUUAGAUGCCUUUUCUGCAUUCCCUUUCGAAAGUAACUUGCAGCUAGUUAAAAAGCUUUUGCGUAGGCCAGGCUUCCCUCUCAGCCAGCUUUACAACAGGAUGCACGAAAGAGCUCACGCAGAGCCAGUUGGCGCAAGGCAUACUGCAGAUUAUGAGCUUCUUGGUGGCUAUGAAGGAGACGGCCUGCCACUGGGUUGCAAAUCACCCCAGUACGCCUCGGUGAAGUUCCCGUCAUUUACUCUAAGCAAGAAGGAAGCUGACAGGUGUUGCAAAAUAAAUGAUGAUGUUGUUUUGAUCCAUAUGAUUGCGCAUGACCAGAAUGGGCAGCCAUGCAUCAUUGGCCGAUGUUUCUUAAGUGCAGAACCUCUUUACAGCUACCCCUUCGAUUCUAGAAGGCUUGGCAUAGCUGUUGUCGACAAAUUGUCUUCUCUGAGGUGUUGGCCAAUUGUCAAUAUCAGAAAACUAGUGUUGCUUCCUUACAAUGGCAUGUAUGUUGUAUUGCCUCUGCUACAUACCAGUGCGUGUCAUUAAUGGCAGUUUCAUAGUCCGGCACAGAUAGGCAUCUCUGUCUUGUUUAGACGAAGUGAAUAGGAUGUAUUCAUAAUGCUUUGUGCUCUAAAUACCUUGCAUCAUUAAACUGGCACGGCAGAUGUUGAGGUGGGAUGAGACUUUGUAUCGAAUUUUAGCAGUACAGAAGUGGUAAUAAAAGCUAUGCCUAUGACACUUGCAACAUAUUUUAAAGCUAGAGGCAGGUUGCAUUGCAGUGGUAGGUUACUGUAAAAUUGUGUGUAGUGUUGUUUAGUUUUUGGUGCUGUUAGUAAUGUAGUGCUUAUUCAUUAAGAAAUAAAGUUGUUUCUCUCUCUCUUAUUCAUUAAGAUAUCAUAUUUGCAGAACAUUUCAAUUUUGUACAAAGAUAGCUACUGAUGCUUAGGAUUUGGAACUGAAAUUGUGGGCGUACAAAAAGUAGAUUUGCUUUUUAAGUUUGUUGGUGUGUGAGAACUAUAACUUCUGGUUUGUGUUGUUACUAAAAAUAUGUAAAUGCCUCUAAUUAGCACAUGUGAAAAUUUUUGUUCGCUCAUGCCCGCAAGAAAAAAGUUGACGAACUUCAAAGAGGUUGUUUUGAGGAAAACGCUGAAGUUGCGUAGGAGCACACGCACAUUUCCGGUCAAUGUGUGGAUGAAAUAAAACCAAAAAUUAUAUUGGACACCUUGAGCGCCCAAGUGUGAUAUAUUUCUUGAAAGAUAACGUAAUUCUCUAUCAGGUGAUUGCAAAAUUACAAAAUUGAAUUUUCCUGACCAAAGGAAGUCUCACCCCACCUCAAAUGAUUGCUGACUUCUAGUAUUGCUGUGACGUUUGACAGCCAUCAAAUCUUGCGGGUAAGAAUUUCACAGCAGACACUUUUUCUGCUGCUUUAAAAAUGCAAGUUUCAAGCAGUGAUCUAUGAGAGAGCACCUCUGCUUUUUGUUACAUUAUUCUUUGCAGAUGAAGUUCUCUGUAGUAGAAUUCAAAGACGACAAAUCUAUAGCCGUCGUUCCGUCCUCAUGGAUUCGUGGGCGAAAGUGCUUCUGGCCCCCUGGUCCUGGCAGCAAGACAGCAAUGGUUCAGAAAGGUGUGCAGCCUUCACCAAGGUGGAAAGCGUACGCCAUGCUCAUGAAAGCAACAUUUAACAACUAUCGCGAUGCUCGUCUGGCACUACCACGCCUGCAGUACACAUCAGAGUUGGAGAGCACUGGGGGAGGAAAGAGAAAGGUGACAAAGCCCACCAGAUAUGAACCUGAACACAACAGGCAGCCACCGCGACCACCAAGCACAUUUCCUGGGCCAUCUGUGGCCAGCCAUGAAGAACCACGAAGUGAAGACAGCGAAGAUGUACCUGUUCAGGUAGAUGCUGAUGCAGAAGACGAAGGAGUGCUUUUGGAGCUUCAUGGUGAAACCCCAGAAGGUCAUGCUACUGGAGAAAGCUUUGCAGCAGGAGACGCAGAGUUUGCAGCAGCUGGGACUGGUCAACCGCAUAAAAAAAAAGUGAUGUCUCAAGAAGAAUUCCAACGCCAAGUUUUGACCCAGUUGGCUGGGCUUCGUGUGGUGCAGCAGCAGCAGGGGCAACUCCUGGGAGAUUUAGUAACAAGGUUUGCAAGACGCAACAUGGAGGCUCAGGCCAACAGUGAACCACUAGUUGCGAUGCCGUUUGACGACUACGGGACCCUGAAACAGUUCGAUUGUACUCUGACUGGCACGCGAAAAGAAGUAUUUAUUAGAGAACUUGCUGUCAAAGGCGGCGCAAACCCGGCCGCAUGCACGAAAAGGAUGCUACGGUACGUUAUGACUGAUCAUCUGGCGUGCCAGUUCUCGUGGCAAGGGAGGAAGGGGAAGCUCAGCUUCUGUCAGAUGCAGUUGCCGUCGUGCAUAACUUGUGCUGUCCAGACUGCACACGAGGCUAGCGAUUUCACGGUGGAGAUGGCCAUCCGAGAGUGGCUGCGGCAUGCUCCUGCCAGACAACGCAACGCGAUUGCUAAGGAUUCUGCCGCUGAAUAAGCCGAAUGCAUCUGUCAACUGCGUCCACCCUUGUGCGUCCGUCAACUGCGGCGCUGAACUGUGUCGGCCUUGUGGUGCGCCGAUGAACUGUGGCAUCCUUGCGGUGCACUCAUGAACUGUAUCAUCCUGGUGGUGCGUCCAUCCAUUCUUGUGGUGCGGCUCCUUCAAAAGAGCUGACACAAAAACUUUGCACCUUGUUUUUUUCCGAUGAAAUAAGUAUCUAAUAAGCCACUUAUCUCGGCUGCAAAUAUCACUUGCGCAAACGUGCGAUGUUGAUUGUUUGGAGAUUCCCAGUUGCAUUUUCGGUUUCAGAGUGCACCGAGUGAGGUGGGAACCAGAGUUGUUUCUGUGUAAACAAAAAAUUGUGCACGUCAGCACCGCGCGUUGACAACUCCUUUCAUCAAGGGACUGCUAUAAUCCCCUCUGAGACACUGUAAAUAUGCAUAACCCACCAAAACUGCCCACUAAGGCAGCGGCUUUUGUACUGCCAUGCAAGCCUUCCCCCUUUUUUCCAUGAAAAGGUCUGCUAGGAGAGUGUUACGCAAGGAUCGUGGCAGCCUACGCAAAUUCGAGACGCAGGUGGCGGCCGCUUGUGUGCACAGAAACCAAAGGCAGGUUUCGCAUGCAGUAAUGCGUGUGCAUUUUUAAAAUUGCUUCGAAAUAUGUUGUAUGCUACAUUGUCUGUUCAUAUUUGGUAGAUGAUGCAUGUGUGUCGUAACAUGUCUAUUCAGGUCAUCUCUUCUUCAAAAUUUUGUGUAUGCACUCCCUCAAGGGUGGACAUGGCACUCAAUCUUUUUAUUUCUUUCUCUGAAGAAAGUUUUUUUGUGGUCAUUUCAAGUAAGGUUACUUUUCUAGCACAUUGUGUACUUUCUUUAAACAGUAUAUUUCAUGUCCAUUUUGAGGAGCACGAUUUUUUUCCUGCACUCAGCAACUUUCUUCAGAGAAAGAAGUAAAAGAUUGAAUGCCAUGUCCACCCUUGAGGGAGUGCAGACACAAAAUUUUGAAGAAGAGAUGACCUGUGAGAUAGACUGAAUAGACAUGUUACGACACACAUGCAUCAUCUACCAAAUAUGAACAGACAAUGUAGCCUAGAACAUAAUUAGAAGCAAUUUUAAAGUGUACGCGCGUUACUGCACGCGAAACCUGCCUUUGGUUUCUGUGCACACAAGCAGCCGCCACCUGCGUCUCGAAUUUGCGUAGGCUGCCACGAUCCUUGCGAACACUCCUAGCAGACCUUUUCAUGGAAAAAAGGGGGAGGCUUGCAUGGCAGUACAAAAGCCGCUGCCUUAGUGGGUUAUGCAUAUUUACAAUGUC